This is a messenger RNA of Lycium barbarum (goji berry), 615 nucleotides long. RefSeq lists its product as uncharacterized. The transcript has a single exon. The record is from RefSeq and is a predicted model, not a curated record. The coding region runs from base 1 to 615 and encodes 204 amino acids. Lineage: Eukaryota; Viridiplantae; Streptophyta; Magnoliopsida; Solanales; Solanaceae.
AUGAUCAGGGGAGGAACUGACGUUCCUAUUGGGCCGGUUAUCAAACGCACAAAAAUUUCCAUAACGAGGGAAAAGCGUAUCCGGAACGAUGACCCCGAUGGCCCCAUCACAUUCAAUGUCGAGGACAUGGAAGGCAUCGCCCAGCCGCAUAAUGACGCACUGGUAAUAUCUGUCCUUGUCAAUAAGUUUAGAAUUAAACGUGUGCUAAUUGAUCCAGGUAGCUCGGCUAAUAUCAUCCGAUGGAGAGUCAUCGAACAGCUGGGACUACUAGAUCAGAUCGUGCCGACAAUACGGGUCCUCAACGGAUUCAACAUGGUAUGCGAAAUGAUGAAAGGUGAGAUCACUUUACCGAUCAGUAUGGCAGGAACUACGCAGCAGACCAAAUUUUAUGUGAUAGAGGGAGACAUGGGAUACAAUGCAUUGCUGGGCAGACCGUGGAUUCACCUCGUAAGAGCGGUUCCCUCGACUAUGCAUCAGGUAUUGAAAUUCCCGACUCCAGAAGGUAUCAAAACCGUUCGUGGUGAACAGCAGGCCGCAAAAGAAAUGUUCGCGGUUGAAGAAUCUGUUAAGGCUGAAAAGGCGCUAGAUCGGAACGAAGGGAAGAAUGCCAAAUAG